AUGGGCGCAACUAUCUCACAGUUAUGGACACCACCUACAAUCGCAGUCGGGGUCGUCAGCAUCCCCUCAGCAGGCAAAACAUCGAUAAUCCGCAAAAUAAGCGGCGCUGUCAACAACACCAUCUUCACCGUCAGAGGUCAAGAAUACAAUGUCCUCGACUACUCCAGCGAUAGAAGAAUAAGAGGCGUAUGGCGCAAACUUCUGUUCCAGAUGAAAGCGAUUAUCUUUGUCAUCGAUAGUGCGGAUAGAGAGAACAUGGAUGAUGCGAGAGAUGCGCUUUGGGAGGUUUUGUACGAAGAGCAGCUUGAGCCUCAGCCGAUUCUCAUCCUUGCGAAUAAACAAGACAAUCCAAAAGCCAUGAGUGUGCCAGAACUCAUUGAGUACCUGAAGAUCGACGAGGAUCUUGCAAAGGGCAGGAGAUGCCGCAUUAUGGCAUCAAGCGCCUUUGAUGACAAAAGCCUGGAAGAAGGUCUCGAGUGGUUGCGUGAGAUCGUUCGCACAAAUCCAUACUGA
Fusarium coffeatum is the source of this 513-nucleotide messenger RNA. RefSeq lists its product as uncharacterized. Bases 1 to 513 code for a protein of 170 amino acids. Gene Ontology annotation, cellular component: cytoplasm. Gene Ontology annotation, molecular function: GTPase activity; GTP binding. The transcript has 4 exons. NCBI's taxonomy places the organism in Eukaryota, Fungi, Ascomycota, Sordariomycetes, Hypocreales, Nectriaceae. The record is from RefSeq and is a predicted model, not a curated record.